This is a messenger RNA of Branchiostoma floridae (Florida lancelet), 2266 nucleotides long. RefSeq names its product UDP-glucuronosyltransferase 2C1-like. Lineage: Eukaryota; Metazoa; Chordata; Leptocardii; Amphioxiformes; Branchiostomatidae. The record is from RefSeq and is a predicted model, not a curated record. The coding region runs from base 35 to 1609 and encodes 524 amino acids. Gene Ontology annotation, molecular function: UDP-glycosyltransferase activity. The transcript has 7 exons.
CUGACUUAGAACACCCCACAACUAUUGGCGAAGUAUGUCGACUGGUUUCCAACUGUUCCUGGCGGUUGUCGCCAUCUUGUCUCAACAUGUCCAAGCCGCCGACAUCCUCGUGGCUACAUCAAACUACGGCAGCCCCUGGAUGAGCGUGGCAAAGAUUGCCGAAGCCUUGGCCGCCCGAGGACACGUCGUCACCGUGUUGGCCCAUGCUAGUCAGAAGAGCGACCUGAUGCGGAAAUGGCCGACCUUGCUGUACGAAACAUUCGGAGAUCCCGAAAAACCACCGUCGAUUGAGAAAUUGGCAAAAUCUCUGCCUCAAGAGAUGGUAUUUUCUUCACGUGGGAUACUCGAUACCCUAACGGUUGGCAGUACUUUGCUUUCUGCUUUGUUGGACCUCAGUGAAGAGAUGUUGAGUGACAAUCAGCUACUGAAAAAACUGAAGACCAGCCACUAUGACGUUCUCCUGACGUAUGGUAGUACCUCAUGCGGACCCCUGGUGGCCCAGUACUUGGACCUGCCUCUAGUAUGCACAAUGAGGUCGUUGGCUACGGGACAAGACAUCCGAGCCACCGGUGUCCCCAAUCCUCUUGCUUACGUGCCAACAAUGGCAUCGGAAUUGACAGAUCGAAUGACAUUCUUACAAAGAGCGAAGAACGUGUUGGUUUACUUCGCAUGUUCUAUUGUGGGCCAGCUACUUUUCGAUAAAGGUUUUGACGACUUUGCAAAAAGAACCAUUGGCGACAACUUCACAACGUCUGCUGCCUUGGCAAGAACCGACGUGUGGCUCUACCAAUCAGAUCUCAUGUUCGACUUUCCUAAACCCAUGAUGCCAAAUAUGGUCAGCAUAGCAGGUCACAUGGCUGAGGAUGUCAAGUCACUCAGCGAGGAGCUGGAGACGUUUGUGCAGAGUUCUGGAGAUAACGGUGUUGUGCUUGUAACGUUCGGCUCCAUGAUAGCAGCUAUGCCUGCGGAGCUAGCCGACAUGCUGGCCGCUGCUUUUGCCCGUCUGCCGCAGAAGGUUGUGUGGCGUUACCCCGGAACGCCACCUCCAAGUCUGGGGCCAAACACCAAGACCAUGGAGUGGGUGCCUCAAAACGACUUACUAGCUCAUCCCAAGACAAAGGCGUUUGUAUCACAUUGUGGCUACAACGGAGUAGCGGAGGCCAUGUACCACGGGGUGCCCCUGGUUGGCAUGCCUCUCGUAAAUGAUGCCCAUGACAACAUUGCCCGGAUGGUGGCCCGUGGGAUGGCGGUGUCAUUGGACAUCCAUACGGUGACGUCAGAGGAGGUUUACCGGGCUAUUACUACCGUUAUUUUGGAUCCUAGCUACAAGGAGAAAGCCAACAAGAUCUCCACGCUUCUUCGUGACCAACCACAGUCGCCCAUGGAGCGGGCAGUUUGGUGGAUAGAACACGUCAUCAAACAUGGCGGCCUCCCCCAUCUCAGGUCAAGGGCACCCGAACUCCCCUUCUACCAGUACUACCUGCUAGACGUUAUUGCCCUGAUUGUUGCAGUUAUAUCUGCUGUAUUGUUGUCUUGUUGGAAGUGCUGUUCGUUUGCAUGUGGCAUGUGCAAAAGGGGUAACACCUACACCAAAAAGAAAAUUAACUGAUCCUUUCGAUCUUUAAGCGGGAAAUUCCUUCAAAAUAUGAAAGAGAAGGAUAUCAUACUCCCCUUACAAUUUUUUCUUUAACCUGGACAUACAUAACAUACAGAUGGCACAUUCGCGUAGUUAAAUUCACAAUGUCGAGCUUUAGUACAUAGUGAAAUGCAGUAAUUAUGAUGCAUGAUAAAACAAUGUUGUAUUGAAAAAGUAGUGUUGGUGACUAUGUUUUGGAAAUGCAAAUGGAAUAUAUGACAAGCUUUACAUCUAGCAUCAAGACUGUGAAUCUAGUUGCUUUUCUAAGAACAUCUUUGAUUUUUAGGAGGUACUAUUGAGUAAUUGAGAUAUACUUGGUCGAACUUUUCAGCCAUUGCGAUAAUUAAUAGUAAUGAUUUUAAUGGACAUACUGUAUAUGGCCUCCUUCGGUCAAUAUUGACCAUGGUAAAAUCCUAAUUGACAUACCAUUGUCAUAGUAUAUACAUGUGACAUAAGGGACAUGCGAAUGGUGAUGAGAACAAGUCUAACUGGGGAGGAAUCCAUAUAUUUGUCAUCUUAUAUUUUAUGUUCAAAUAAAAACCAAAACAAGUGACCGUAACAUACUGUGACCUACUUAUGGUUUAUGUCGAUUGUGAUGUUUUCUGUGGUGUAUGACUCAGAAAACAUCAC